Molecule: messenger RNA, 4504 nt
Organism: Paramormyrops kingsleyae
Lineage: Eukaryota; Metazoa; Chordata; Actinopteri; Osteoglossiformes; Mormyridae
Gene: pcmtd1
Product: protein-L-isoaspartate (D-aspartate) O-methyltransferase domain containing 1
Biological process (GO): protein modification process
Cellular component (GO): cytoplasm
Molecular function (GO): protein-L-isoaspartate (D-aspartate) O-methyltransferase activity
Source: RefSeq, a predicted model, not a curated record
UACGGUAACGUUAAUGGUUUGUUCCGGCCUGACCGGGAAAACAUGCGCGGAAAAUAAACUGCAAACGGUGGUUUGCAGCGCUGUCACGCAAAUGCGGAAACUUACACAGACAGCCCACAAUUAUGCACGCAGAAUAAUAAUCGUCGUCAUUUGGAAUAUAAUUGUAAAUGCGCGUAUAGAGAUGACGGGCCUGCCGGCGGCCGGUCGCAGAAGCGUGACCGGGUCCGGUUGCGGUCCUGCGGCUCCAUCAGCGCCCCACCACGUGACAUAUGUUUACAUCCUCUCAGCUGUUUCUCCUGCGCCGACCCGAAAAGACGCCAGCAUGUCCUGCGCUUUCUAAAUAUCUCGAUAUCAUACUCAGAAAAAGAAAAGGAGCGAUCAUAGAAAGACCCUGAUAUUAUUCACCGUUUUCGCUGCGAUCUCGCUCCUUUCGGCUGCGGUGACAUAUGCGGCGUGACUGGUUCCUUUGAUGACCGUGGCGCCGGUGAUCUGACGUCGAGAGCCCGAGGAGCGCCGCCCGGUGUCCAUGUGGUGAGGUGGGGGCGGCAAGAGGGGCGGCCCGAGUGCGCGUGCACCAAAGAUCUCCAGCAGCCAUGGGGGGCGCCGUGAGCGCUGGUGAGGACAACGACGACCUGAUUGACAAUCUGAAGGAGGCUCAGUACAUCCGCACAGAGCGGGUGGAGCAGGCUUUCCGGGCCAUCGACCGCGGGGACUACUACUUGGAGGGUUACAGGGACAAUGCCUACAAGGACCUGGCGUGGAAGCAUGGUAACAUCCACCUUUCGGCGCCGUGCAUCUACUCCGAGGUGAUGGAGGCGCUGAAGCUCCACCAGGGCCUCUCUUUCCUCAACUUGGGAAGUGGGACCGGCUACUUGAGCACCAUGGUGGGCCUGAUUAUAGGUCCGUUUGGGGUGAACCACGGGGUGGAACUCCACACAGAUGUGGUGGAAUAUGCCAGAGAGAAGCUGGACGACUUCAUUAAGAACAGCGACAGUUUUGAUAAGUUUGAGUUUUGUGAACCCAAGUUUGUGGUGGGGAACUGCUUAGAGAUCUCGUCAGAUAGCCACCAGUACGAUCGCAUUUACUGCGGAGCUGGGGUUCAAAAGGACCAUGAGAACUACAUGAAGAUAUUGCUGAAGGUGGGGGGCAUCCUCGUCAUGCCUAUUGAGGACCAGCUGACCCAGAUCACGAGGACCGGCCAGAGCACGUGGGAGAGUAAGAACAUCCUGGCGGUGUCCUUCGCACCCCUGGUGCAGCAGAGCCGCGGCGAUGGGAGCAAGCCCGACGCCGUCAAGCUGCCUCCCAUCAGCGUGAGGAGCCUCCAGGACCUCUCCCGCAUCUACAUCCGCCGCGCGCUCCGCAGCCUGACCGACGACGAGAUGCAGUCCCGCAACACGCCACAGAGGGCGCCGCAGAAGCGCAAACGCCGGCGCUGCCGCCGCCGCCGCAUCAACACCUACGUCUUCGUCGGCAACCAGCUCAUGCCGCAGCCGGCCGAGAGCGAGGAGGACGAGCGGAUCGAGGAGGACGGCAAGGAGGAGGAAGAGAAGGACAGUAGUGAGGUCAUGAAGCUGGAGGAACCGCAGCAGAACCUCCUGAGGAGCAAAAUCCUGAUGUUGCCUUUACCGGAAGCUCUGAAGGCGUAUCUGCUGUACUACAGAGAGAAAUAACAGGCAGCCAGUGAGAGGCUGUAACACACCUGCUUUUUUUCUCUCUCUCUCUCUCCCCCCCCUUCCCCCCCCCUUACCGCUUUCUCGAGAUGUAGCAUGGUCGUGGGUCUUUUCGGAGGUGGACCCCGCGCCGGUACCACGCGACGUAUCUGCGGCCAUGUGAUCUCUACCUUUGACGUCUCUUUGCUGUCGAACGUGAACGUAGCGGGGUGGGGAUGAUGUAAUCUCUUUCCAAAAAGGGGAGGGGGGGGGUGUUUCACCUGCACGUUGUGUGCGUCGUGUUUGUGUCCAAGAAAAGGAAGAAAACAAAGUGUGUGUGUGGGGGGGGGGGAGGCGAAUCCUGAAUCUUGAAAUGAAAUACCGAACACAAAUGUACCUUGAUUGUGUUAAAAAAAGAGAAAAACAACAAAAAAAAUCUUCAAUUUGUAUACAUUUUACAUUCUGUAAACCAUUCCUCCAAUUCUUUUGAGGAAUCACAAAGGAAAAAAUUAAUACAUACUGUAUUUUGCCAUUUAUAUUAGUUUCUAAAAUCCUCUUAUUUUCUAUUAGAGGUUUUUAAGGCCUUGUAUAAAAAAAUUAUAAUAAUCUUUAGACCAUGGGCUUUAUUUUGUUUUUUUUCCAGAUGCACUUUUAUUCCGUGUAAUUCUUGUGAGAUCAGAUAUCGUCUGCAGAGAGUUGAGAUGAAUCGAUUUUCAGAGUAAUAACCUGGAGUUGGUGGGUAGUGUGGUGACCGUGUGAAUUUCGGGCUGAAUGGGGCCUCCGCGCUGAAAGGCUGUGCUGGUCGCGGUUUCGGGAGGGGGGGGGCAGCGCUGGGUUCGCGUCCUCGUGUAUCUGUGUCGUGUUUAGCGGAGUGGCGGCGAGGACACCUGGCGGUGUGGGCUGUGGCGAAUACUGCGGAAGCCAGAUGCUAAUGCUACCGCUAAUGGGGUGGGGUGGGGGUCAUAUCACAUGGCGAUGGAAUGUCGCUUGUUCACAACCAGCAUUAUCUUUUGCUCUGGGGGGGGGGGUGUCCCAGCAAACGGAACGAGCCUGAACACGCAGUCGGUGUCUGUAGCACUGUUGUGGAUUUAGCAGUCGAUCACGCCCCCUUUUUCCUGUAGCUGCCUAAUCAGGAGCCAUCAUGCGCUGCCUUGCCCUGCUGAGGAUUAUGGGAAAUGUGACAAGUACCCUCUCUCGGCUGCCCAGGAAGACCUCCUUUGACGUAUUAAAGUCAUGCGCUAGCAUGGGCGUCUAACGCCUGGACUUAAAACGGAGGUUAGUCGUAAAGGUCAAUUCACCGUGUUUUUCCUUUUCUUUUGAACUGCUGUGGCAAAGAAACGCAAACUUCAUAAGAACUAAGCUGCUUUUCAGAGUGGGCUCAGGCUCUCAAAGCCCCACCCCUAGCUGCUUUUUUUUUCUCCCACUUCAGACACUUGGUUCAGGUGAUUAGCCGUCUACAAAAAAAAUUUCGGGGCUGAUGAGCAGUUUCUGUGGGCGAGGAGGUGAACUUUUGCAGAUGAGAAUCGGCUGCCCUUUCCAAAAAAUAAAGGGAACACAGCUGGCCGUCGUUCAAGCACGAAGGAGGUGAUUUAAAUGAUGACAAAGAGGGUGUUACACAUUCCCGUCUGUGAGGUCAUUCUUGUUCGUUUUUUUUUUUUCCUCAUUUUAAUUUCAUUCUUUUAAUUAGCUAAGAUUCAUGCAAGCAUCCAGUGGAUCUCUCACUCAGCACGUCAAAACGUAGCCAUCGCAUCGCUAAUAGUUUGACACAUAGUCCCGAUGCAACACUAAAUGUUUUUUUUUUUCCUUUUUUAAGUUUGGAGGUAAACACUGGAUGCGUGUCAUUACCUAGUUACUUAUAAGAAGUCGUGUCACUCUGGCAAUAUCUGAGGACCCUUUUGAGAUUUAUACUCUGAAAUGUAUACACUCCCCCCUGUUUUGCAUGGUUCGGGGGGGGGUUUCCAAAUGAUCAGGAAGAGAUUUGAGGUGCAGCUGUGUAAAAAAUUAUUAAAAGUUAUGUAUACACGACAAGAAGUGUGUUAAAUUCUUCAAGAUUGGUCUUCUCAGUCUCCAUGGUUUUUGUUUGAUUCAUUCAAAAAGCAAACACUUGUUUGGGUACAAACAGCCAAGAACUGAUGCACAAAGUAACUUGUGAGGCAUGGAUUGAGGCUUUUUGAGGUAAUUUUGAAAACUGAUACGUAAUUGCUGGGAAAUUUAAAUGACUACUGGUAAGAUUAUACCGGUGUGAUUUGGCUGUCGUGUUGGGUUUUUCAAAACAUUUUUCUUUAUGGUAUAAUUAGUAUUGAUAUGAAAUUUGUUUUGAUGUGUAAUAUUGCUUGUAGACAGUUGAUGUAAUCAGUUCAUUUGGUAUUAUGGUCUGGCCACAAUAUUUUUAAUAGACAUAAAUUUUCUUAAUUUUCCUCUUGAUUUUUUUUUCCCAGAUUUGAACUGUGUAAAAUGAUCUAAAUGAAGUUGCUUUGUAAAAAUGGUCUGGCAUCUGCCUGCCUGAACUUGCAGUAUUCUGACAGGAUAUUUCUAACUGGCUUUUCAAUGGGAUGGUGCAGAAUUGGGUGAAAGUCUAUAGCUGUCACACAUCUUGCUUUCUGAAGAUAAUCAGGGUAGCCAGCGAUGGUGGUUGUGUUGUCUUUUCUCUUGAAUACCACAGAUGAGAAUUUUCUUUUUUUUUUCUCUUUUGAUUCUCUGCUUUAGAUUUAAUGCUUGUUUCACCCUAAGUUGGUUGAGAAUUUGGUUGUUCUGGUUUGUCCCUGUACUGUAGUUCUGUGUAGACCACCGGCGUAGUGAAUAUGUAACCUUGAACUUUGUCAGUUAAUAAACUUUGUCAAAAAAAAAACGGUUCA